This is a messenger RNA of Aphis gossypii (cotton aphid), 2841 nucleotides long. Its product is annotated as dentin sialophosphoprotein-like. Gene Ontology annotation, cellular component: SAGA complex. Gene Ontology annotation, molecular function: transcription coactivator activity. The record is from RefSeq and is a predicted model, not a curated record. The coding region runs from base 775 to 2733 and encodes 652 amino acids. The transcript is spliced from 3 exons. NCBI's taxonomy places the organism in Eukaryota, Metazoa, Arthropoda, Insecta, Hemiptera, Aphididae.
AUAGUGAUUAAACCCGUUGCUGAAGCGAGAGCAUCAUGUAAAAGCAGUCUGUCUCUAGUCCACAUUUCGGACCAUGGCCCCUUAUAUUGUUGAUAUAGGACCAUGAACUAAGAUUAAUUUAAACUUAGAUCUUUAAUCUUAAACUUAAAUUAAUCUUAGUUCAUGUAUAGGACUGGCCUAUUCGUGUUUCUAUUACUAUCUACGUGUUCUACAUUUUUUUUCUUAUCUAUUGAAAGAGGAGCAACGCCCGUGGGCGUACGCAACAUUUUGUCAUAUUUUAAAGCAGCUGACUGCUGACGUCACAUGAUGUACGAAACGAGAUGUUUGUUGUAGACAAAGCAAGACGGGUGGUCGGGUACCCGUGCGACCAUUUUGGAUUUUGGCGUCCAUCGACCGCGAUUCUAACCGUUCGAUUGUUCGAUUUACUUUAUUCGAUAGACGUAUCCGUGUAUAAUAUUAUAGGAAAGUCUUACGAUAUUUACACGACUAGAAUCGAAUGAACGAUAGUUAGAUACUAGAUAGGAAGCCGAUGACGGACCACGGACCACAGGCGUCGGUAUUUCGGCAAUGAAAUAUGGAUCACUUACGAGUUAAACAACUAGUUAUUAAUACGUAGUGAAUUUUAAUUUUUAUGUGAGUAAAUGUGUUUUGAUUAAUAUUUCUUGACGUUACAUUUGAAUCCGGUGUGAUCACGACGUUAUACAUUGUUUUCUACUGUUCGAUUAUCCAUCAUCAGCUUGAAAAUUAAUUUUAAAGAAAUACUGUGAUACUAAAAUGGAGUAUUAUUCCACUGGCCUAACUAAUAAAAGUAGAUCUAAUAAGAAAUCUAAUUCUGGAUAUGAUACAAAUGAUGAAGAUGAAGACAAUGAUGAUGAUGAUGAUGAUGAUGAUGAUGAUGAUGAUGAUGAUGAUUGUGUUGCUGUUGAUAAAGGAGGGAAACAAACAUUACCUGCCUGUAUAAGACUAUUAGCAGGAAAUAUAUGUGCUAUAGAUGAUGAACCAUGGACAGUUGAAGAAAGUGAUGACUUCAGGGAAGAUAAUUCAGAUAAUCCACAAAUUUUAUCUCAAAAAACAGUUGGUAAUAAGCAAAAUCAAAAAUCUAGUUCUGCAAUUUCAAAAACAUUUCCCUGUGUUAAAGAAACAGAAGAACAAUUACAUCUAAAAAAUAAUCAUGUUGAAAUGUUCAUCAAUUCUGAACUAGGUAAAAUAUUUGAAAAUAUUUUUGAUUCAGAUAAUGCCUUAAAUAUAGAACAAUUACAAGUAGAGGAGAAAUCUGAAUUGAGUAAAAAGUUAAUUGUUGAUGAAAAUAUAAAUAAUGAACUGGCCUUGAAUGAAAGCAAUAACACUACAAGGAAUGCUAUUGAUAUUGCUGGUAUAUCUUGCUCUACAUCUUUACCUGUCCUACCUGGUCCUUCAUAUUCGACUGACCUACCUGGUCCCUCACAUUUGACAGACAUACCUGGGCCUUCAUACUCAACCAAGCUACCUGGUACCUCAUACUCAACUGAGCUACCUGGUACCUCAUACUUAACUGAGAUACCUGGUACCUCAUACUCAACUGAGCUACCUGGUACCUCAUACUCAACUGAGCUACCUGGUACCUCAUACUCAACUGAGCUACCUGGUACCUCAUACUCAACUGAGAUACCUGGUACCUCAUACUCAACUGAGAUACCUGGUACCUCCUACUCAACUGAGCUACUUGGUCCCUCACAUUCGACAGACACACCUGGACCUUCAUACUCGACUGACUUAUCUGGUCCUUCUUGCUCUACAUUUUUAUGUGAUCCUUCAGGUUCAAAUGAUUCAAAUAUAAAAAAAGACAAUGAAAUGGAAAAUUUAAUAAAUAAAAUUUACAAUGAUUUUUUUAGAACUAUAGAAACAUCAAAAACUAAUACUGAUACAAAUCAAGAUUGUUCAAAAUUCCCAAAAUUAAAUGUUAACAAUGAAAAUGACGGGAAUUUUGAAUGUUUUCAGGAAGAUCCCGAUAUUGUUAACCCUGAAAUUAUGUAUAAUAUUGAUCUUAAUGAACAUUACAAAUAUAUGGAUCUAUUAGUUCAAAAAAUUGAAAAUGCAACUACUAAACAAGCAAAACAAACAGUAUUAAAUGAAUGUAUGCAGCUUAUGCCAAUUCCUCAAACUGAACCAGAGCCCCAAGUAUUUACUAAAGAGGAACGUUUAAAAUUUGCAAGAGGCAUUUGUGAAUGGGAGUAUAAAAUUGAUCGUGAUGAUUGGGAUAAAAUAAUGUUCAAACGUGCAGUUAUAUUUACAGCUCAUGCUGGAUUUGAUGAAUCGAAUGAAGAAAGCUUGCAAGUGUUAUCUGAUAUAAUUAUUCAUUAUAUAAAAGAGAUUGCCAUUAUAAUGAAAAAGAAUUUUGAUAUCCAAAUUAAAAGCUCUUGUCCAGACGAAAUUGAUCCAAUUAAUAAUUGUCUUCAAGAGAUUGGUAUGAAAGGUGGUUUAAGAGAACUGAUCCAACAUUAUAAUGAUGAUAUAUUUGGUAGACGUAAAGCAGUAAUGAAUAAAUGUAAAGAAUUGCAAAAGAUUAUUGACAAGUUUGUUGAACAAGCCAAAAAUUCACUUUACGAUAAGACUGAUGAAGAAAACUUAACAAAUAAAGAAAUUAUUAGCGAAGAGAUUUCGAUAGAUGAAGAAAACAAAACUGAAGCUGAAGCAAAAUCAUCUGCAGAAGGAAAUACUAUUAUUCAGCAAAAUGUUGAACAUCUAGAUGAUUGACAGUACAAUUUAUUAAGUUAAUUUUAUUGAAUAAAUUAAAUCAAUAUUUUAUAAAAUCAUAGUAAGUAAAAUAUUAUAUUAAAUUAUAUAAUGACAUUUUUACAAAAA